This is a messenger RNA of Thamnophis elegans (Western terrestrial garter snake), 2899 nucleotides long. Its product is annotated as coiled-coil domain-containing protein 158-like. NCBI's taxonomy places the organism in Eukaryota, Metazoa, Chordata, Lepidosauria, Squamata, Natricidae. The record is from RefSeq and is a predicted model, not a curated record.
UACAGAAAAAAUCACAAGAAACCCUGAAGCUUCAGGAAGAAGCAACCAAGUUCUCUUUGGAAUCCACUGCACGUCAAGAAGGAAUAUCUUCUCCUUCUAGUGCCAUAGGGGUUCACAAGAUGGCCAACCCCAAACCAUCGUCAAGUUCAAGCAAGCCCAGCGGUACGGUCCUGGACAGCACCUCGUACAGGAUUCCUAGUUCGAACAGUAGCCCUCCUAAGAGCGUUCCUUCCAAAUAUGAACUGGAGAUCGCGAGCCCGAAAAAAUCCGUUAGCUUUUCUGGAAAAGAGCAGGUGGAGAGCAUCAUGGAAGAAUACGCCCAGCAAGUGAGAGAUUUGCAGAAGAAGCUAAGCGAAAACACAGAACAACACGAGCAACAGAAAUUCGCUUUACGGCAAUCAAUUAUUGAGCUGCAGAACAGCCUAGAAAAUGCAAUGAGAGAGAAGAGCCUGAUCAACAGACGGAAGGAAUCUUACUCGCAAGAAGGCCACAACAGCAGGCUAAGGGCCACGGUGGAGGAGCUGCAGACGGCCAGCCUGCUCCAGGAGGAGAUGCUGAAGGAAUCCAGUAGCCAGAUCGACUAUCUGAAAAAGUUGGUCCAGGGCCAUGACGAUGUGUUCGAACAGCUCCGCAGUCUUCUCCUGCACUACGAAGGUGGUCCGGACCAGAACACGUAUGGAUACGAAACCGUUGCGAAUGUCCGGGUUUCCUACUUGCCCACUGCUUUCGCCAGGAUUCUCCAGGACUUCGAAACGGAGGUGUUUGCGCUUGAAAAGCAACUGGAAGAGCAAAUAGAUAUGUUGCAAAGAGAAUCGCAGUCGAAAACCGAUUUGCUUCAGCAACAUCAGGACAGUGUCGAGAGGCUGAUCGGGGAACAUGAGCAGGAUCUGGAAGUACUGAGGGAGGCAGCGAAGGCUUCCCACAGCCAUGCCAACAAUAUUCAAAGCCAGAUGGAAAUCAUUCAAGAACAAGCCAAAAAUCAGAAAUCUUUGUAUACGCGCCAAAUCAGUCAGCUGGAAGGCACCAUUUCUCAACUGCGCUCUGAGCUACGGGAAGCCAUGAGGAUGUCCCAGGAUAAGGUGAGCUUGAGAAUAGAAGAUCUGGAGAAGCAGCUGCACCUGGUUCACUCUGAGAUGACUGAAGCUCAGAUUGAAAGGGAUCAAUACAGCCAAGAGACUGGAAACUUAGAUGAUGAGGUUCAGCAAUUGUUGGCUGAUCUCCACAAGAAGGACGUAGAACUGAAUCUGGAGAAGGAGCAGAACAAGAGGCUCUGGGAUCGAGACACCGGCAGCAGCAUCACCAUCGACAACCUGCGGAGGGAGCUGGACAACAAGAACAUGGAGCUGCAGCGCCUGGACUCCGUCGUCAGGUCCUUGCAGAUGGAGUGUGAAGGACAAGUUCCGCGUCAGAUGUCCGCAAUUAAAGAGAGGAACGACAGCCUAGAGAGGGAAUCUUGCAUCUUGGCCCAGCUGAAUUCAACCAAGGAAAAGCUCCAUAAAGCUUCCCAAGAGCUGGGCGAACGGAAAUUGAGCCUGGAUUCUGCAGAGAGAGUCAUCGCCGAACUCAGGUGUUCUCAACUGGAGAAGGAAAGAGUUAUCGAGCGCACCAACAGCGAGAUUGAGAAGCUGCGGGGACGCGUGGACAGCAAGCGGCAGGAGUUCCAGCAGCAAAACGAGAGCGAGCUGUUGCGGGGAGUGCAGUCCGAGUGCGAGUCCCUAAAGGUGCAGCUGGGGAAGGAGAAGGUGAUCGAGAUCCUCCAGAAGCAGAUCGAGGGCAUGACUGAGAUCGUAAGCCAACAUGGCCGGACGGCGGGCGCCAUGGAGACAGAGAAGUCUCAACUCGUAAAAGAAGUCGACGAGAAGAAGGUCGAACUCCAGGAACUGAAGGUUUCACAAGACAAAAAGGAUAGCCGGAUCCGUGAGUUGGAGGCCAGCCUGAGCGACAUGGAAUUAGAAAAGGUGAAACUGAUGAACGUGUGCUCGGAAAGGCUGCGGGUACUGAAAGAGAUGAAACUAGAGCGAGAAGAACUUGUGAAUGAAAUCACCAACCGCAUUGAGCUCAGUGCUCUCGCAGAGGAAGCAGAAAUCAUCAAGAAUGAUUACCGAGAAGAACGAAGACAUGGAAACCAUUGUGAACAAGCUGAAGAGCAGCUGAAAACUGCUCAGAUUGAACUGGAGCAAACCAGGGCCACUCUCAAGACCAUGGAGGGCUCGGAUGGCCAUGCCAUGAAAGUCGCGAUGGGGAUCAAGCAAAUCACAGCCAAACGAGGCCAGAUCGAUGCCUUGCAGAGCAAGAUUAAGUUCUUGGAGGAAGCCAUGACGAAUGCAACUAAGGUCCAACUUGCUGAAUUAUUCAACUGCGAUAAAAGUAGCCCAGUCCCAAUCCUCAGGCCAAACGUUGAAAGAUUGUUAUGGGUGCAAAUCUGCCUACAACAACUGGAAACCGACUUAAAUGUGACUGAUAAUACUGGACGCUCUCUGCAGUUUGCGGAGUGUCAGUGCAUCAUUCAGCGGCAGGAACAAGAAGUUAUGCGCUACAAGCUUCAGCACACAUUAGACGUGAAAGAGUUGCAGGGACCAGGAUACACUGUGGGUUCCGCCUCACUGAAGCAGCGCUAUUCAUCCUUGCCUCACUCAUCCAGCGCACCGUCGUGUCAAACGUUCGCAGGCCACAUCUCUCAUAUGCCGUCCAAGCUUAAAUACGCCAAGGAGGAUCCGCUGCGCGAUUUAAAACAACUCCUUCAAGAGCUGCGAAGUACCAUCGAUGAAAUACCUUCUGCCAUUCUCCCCACAGAAAGUGACAGCGACCCUGACUUGAGCACUACGCUGUAAGGAUACGCAAAAUAUUGGUAACUUCUGUGUUUAGGAUUCUCAUUUUGGAAAUGAAUGGUCUAUAGGCA